GGAAGCUGGGGUUGCAUCUCUUGAAACUGGAGUUACAGACCUGGGAACUGAACCCAGGUCCUCUGUAAGAGUAACAAAGUGCCCUUAACCAGUGAGCCACCCUUCUAGUCCUAAAUGUAAGUCCUAAGAAAAAUUUUUUUAAACAAUUGGGAAAUACUGGGUGAACGGGAAGAAAACACGCACAGCAUUGUACCACAGCUUGGUGCUCAGGGCAGUUAUAUGCAGGGUCCAGCAGGCUCUCAUUUAAUUUGCCAUUUUCUGUUGAAUUGCCUAGUUGCCUUGAGUUCACUUUGUACAUUACUUUCAAUUCUCUAUUUUAAGAGUAUUGUCAAACCCAGCAACCUAUAAUUCAGAAGAAAAGAAACUUACAUUUUCAGGCAGUGGUAAUAGAAUUAAAUCAUAAUUUUGUUUGAUCAAUCAAAUAGCCAAUUUAGUCUACUUUCUAAAAUUGCCUUUGAAUAUCAUGCUAUUGCGUGUUCCUUUUCAUAUCCCAAAGUAUCCUCUAAAAUGAAAGGUGCAUACGUAUGUAAAUGAGAAUUCUGUUUCUUCCUGUUUCUCAAGCUCCACAGCCGACAUCUCUGUUCUCACCUGACGUGAGUAAAAUGCUUCCUGCAGUUCCAGGCACAGCUGCUCAGCUUUCCUGUUCCAGUUGUAGAAGAGUCUUUCGGGAGGGACAGACAGCUUUUCAGAGGAAAGGGUCUGCUGAGCUUUUCUGCUCGAGACUCUGCAUCGAUGGGUGCCCUUUACCUGCUAUGUCCCCAGCUCCUCUCAAAAGAAUGUGCUUAAACUGCUCAAGAGACAUUUUAAAUCUAAAGGAUAUGAAGAGCGUCCGAUUGGAGGAUAGCAGUUGUAACAAAAACUUUUGUAGCCAGUCUUGUCUUACAUCAUAUGAAGAAAAACGAAAGCCAUGUGUUACCGUAUAUACUGAGAGCACUUUGCCUAAGUGCAGCAUGUGUCAGAGGACAUCCACUAAACCACCCAGAAUACUUAGAUCUUUUCCUUGCAAAUCACUGAAACUAUCAGAUGAGAUGAUUGUGAUUACUAAUGACUUGGGGAACCUAGAGAUUUUCUGCUCUGUUUGUUUUUCUUCAUACAACAGUGCUGUGAUGGAAUCUUCUUCAGUUAAUGUUUCCAUGGUGCACAGUGCUUCAAAAGAGAAUGUCUGUCCUAAGAAAUACCCAGUCAUAAGCAGUAUAAUGUCAUUAGUAAACAAUCGUGCUGACCUGGUCGUGAAUACUGAUCUCUUACAAGGUACACUUUCUUCUGUACCUACAAAUGUCAUUGUGAACAGCUCAGCCAGUGAGUCCAGCAGUGGUGUUGGAAAUAGUGUGGACCAGCCAAGCCUCCCCCCACCUUCCUCUGUGCUUGGUGAGGACAAAGCUGCUCCCAGUGAGGAACUCCAAAACAACAGUGAGACAAACCAGGAUCCUACAUAUAGCAUGACAUCCGUGAAAGGAAAUGAUCAGCCAUGUUUCUCAAAGUCUACAUCCACAGAACAGAAGAUUAAGAGCGAGCCGCAGCCUGCUGGAGAGCUGUGGAGCCCAGGUUCCCAGCAUCUGCGUCCCAGUGCUGCCAAUGAGAUCGCUUUCUGCUAUUCUUGCUACUUGUUCUACCAGAAAAAAAUCAGCUGGCGGAGAGAAGCUUUUGCAACCAAAGGAACUGCUGCUGACUGGGAGAGAAUGCUGGAAAAUUUCAGACGGCAUGAAGAAAGUGAAGUACACUUAAAGUCACUGCAAUUUUGGAGGCAAUGCCAGUUUCUCGAUACCGUUCCACAUAACGAUUCAUCUGUUUAUUCAAAACAGAUUGAAGGAAAUAAAAAGUACCUAAAGCUCGUCAUUGAGAACAUUUUAUUUCUUGGAAAACAGUGCUUGCUCUUAAAAGGAAAUGACCAGUCUAUUUCGUCCAUUAAUAAAGGCAAUUUUUUGGAAUUACUAGAGAUUAGAGCAAGAGAUAAAGGAGAGGUGUCUCGGCUUAUGAGUUCACACAUUGACUUCUAUAGUAGUACUCUUGUCCAGGAGGAGAUUAUUGAAAUAAUAAAGGGUGAAAUGUUGCGAGACAUCGUGAGUGAGAUCAACGCCGCCUCAGCCUUUUCAAUAAUCUGUGAGGAGGUAGCUGGCAGUGGUGCUGAGAGACAGCUUUCUGUGUGUGUGAGGUAUGCACAAAAAUUGCCAAGUGCUGUCUUCGUUAAAGAGCGGUUCCUGGGGUUCGUUACUGCUGAGGAGGUGACUGGGGCCCACGUACACAGGCGUAUCAAAGCUUACCUGCAGCAGGUCGGAGUUGACUUUAAUAAAAUAUGCGGCCAAGCCUAUGAUAGUGCCACAAAUUUUAGGGUAAAACUGAAUGAAGUUGUAACAGAAUUCAAGAAGGAAGAGCCAAGAGUUCUGUAUGUGCAUUGUCAUGCACAUUUUUUUGAGUUAGCUGUGCUUAGCUUUUGUAAGGAGGUGAAGGAGCUCCGCAGUGCACUAAACACGCUCGGCUCUUUGUUCAACACUGUCCAGCUGUCUGGAGAAAUGUUGGCAAGUUUGCAGACCGUGUGUAAGCUAAGUCUGAAUAAGACUUGUAAAAAGCACGCAUCGCAGUCCUGUUGGCCGGCCCACGACCACUUGUUACUGGCUGUGACAGACCGCCUUCCAGAGAUCGUGGGAAUGCUGGAGUCCGUGUCACGCCAUUCCUCAGGCACAGGCGUGGCUGCGGAGCUGGAAGAUUUGUUGGCGAUGGUUACCAAGUUUGAGUUUAUAUUUUGUUUGAAAUUUCUUUAUCGAAUACUCAGUAUUACAGGGAUUCUUUCUAGAGAGUUUCAAAGUGAAACUGUAGACAUCUUUUCUUUGUUUUCAAAAAUAGAAGCGAUUUUGGAGUGUUUAUCUUCUGAAAGGAAUGAUACAUAUUUUAAAACUAUCUGGGAUGGAGCAGAUGAAAUAUGUAAAAAGAUAACCAGCAAGGGUUUUGAUAUUGAGAAACCCUCUUUUCAAAAAAGAAGAAAAAUUCAAAGAACAGUAGAUCCCUGCAACUCAGAGCAUAUGAUUUUUCCUACUUCAGCAGAUGAACAAUAUAAAAUUAAUAUUUACUACCAAGGUUUGGAUACUGUAUUAAAAAGCUUAAAGUUAUAUUUUUCAGAGUUUGACUAUUGCAAAAUGAAACAAAUUUCCGAACUGUUACUCAAGUGGAAUGAACCAUUAAACGAAGCCACAGCCAAGCACAUCCAGGAAUUCUAUAAACUUGAUGCAGACAUCAUCCCUGAGCUAAGAUUUUACCGGCAGUAUGCAAGUCUCAACUUCGUCACACGGAAUGGUUCCUUAAGCUUCAUUGACCUGGGCUGUCUGUUUAUUCAGCACGGUCUCCACAAUAAUAUUCCUUGUAUCACAAAACUGUUGCAUAUUGCUUUAUCUUGGCCAAUUACUUCAGCAAAUAAUGAGAAGUCAUUUUCCACGCUGCCUCAUCUUAAAGCAUAUUUACUUCGUACCGUGGGGCAAGAGAAGCUCAGUAGCCUUGCUCUGAUAGCUGUUGAGCAGGAACUGGUAAAUAAAUUGAUGGAGACUGAAAGACUCACGGGAAUUGUCGAAAAGUUCAUUAGUCAAAUGAAAGAUAAGUAAGACAAACUUGCAACUCUGAGCUCAAUUAAAAGAAUUCUGUGGUUUUAUUAGAAUCCUAA
Molecule: messenger RNA, 3649 nt
Organism: Rattus rattus (black rat)
Lineage: Eukaryota; Metazoa; Chordata; Mammalia; Rodentia; Muridae
Product: zinc finger MYM-type protein 1-like
Exons: 6
Coding region: 531-3590 (1019 amino acids)
Molecular function (GO): protein dimerization activity; zinc ion binding
Source: RefSeq, a predicted model, not a curated record